AUGGCGCCGCCGCCGCUUCGGUAUCGUCGCGCCACGCGGGCAUGUGCGCUUGUGGCUGCUGUAGCACUGGUGUUGGUGCUACCGUUCGGCAGGGCGCGCGCCGUGGGGACGAGAUCGCUGUCAAGGUACACGGAAGCGCAGCAACUCAAUACGCGCAAGUUUCUGGAUGGGUUUGUGCAGUCGAUGCCACAUCUUCGAAACUUCUGGACCGGCGACGACUUCUGCGCCUGGAAAGGAGUGACGUGUCUCCACGACGAGGUGUCCAUCAGUGCCACCAACUGGGUCCAGUCGGCUGUCUCCUCCGGCCGUCUGCCGGAGGUGUCGAGCGCCGACGUUGACGUGUCGCAGGUGCUUGUCACCUCCAUCUGUCUGCGCGCAAACGGGAUGAACUUGUCGGGGACGCUGCCGGCCAGCUGGGGCUUGCUGCGAAAUCUACGCCAGGUGCGAUUGGAGAGCAACAGCCUCACAGGCAGCCUCCCGCCUGAGUGGAGCAGCCUGGACAGAUUAGUGGUCCUUUACCUAAGCAACAACAAUCUCGCCGGCACCCUCCCGGCGUCGUGGGGGGAGAGCAUGAAGAGCCUCGUCAUCUUGAGCCUCGAUCGCAACGCGCUGGUCGGCACGCUGCCGCCGGAGUGGGGGCGCAUGAGGUCGAUGCAGGCCUUGGUCUUGGAAAGAAACCGGCUUAGUGGCACACUGCCUGCGGAGUGGCGAUUUAUGCGAGCUGCCUCGACGCUGAUGAUAGGCAGGAACGACCUCAGCGGCACUCUCCCACGCGAAUGGGUGGGGAUGUCAACGAUGGAGUGGAUGGACCUGCACUCGAACCGCCUCACCGGCUCGUUGCCUGCGGAAUGGGCGCGCCUGGAAUUCCUGGAGGAACUGCGUAUACAGGACAACGUACUCGUCGGCACCCUGCCUGCGGAGUGGAGUGCCAUGAAGUCCAUGCAGGUGCUGGAUAUCUCCAAGAACACACUGAGCGGUACUCUACCGGUGUUGUGGAGCUCGAUGCACUCUCUCGACACGCUGAGCAUCCGCGGCAACCAGCUAAGUGGCUCUGUUCCCAUUAAAUGGAGAACACUGCCGAGCAUUAUGUAUCUCCACCUGGAGGACAACGCUCUCUGCGGCUGCCUUCCGCUCAACUGGACAAGCCGCAAUGUAGCCGUCACAGUGGACGACGCGGUCAUGAAUGUCAAGUGUGCCAUAGAGAACGCGUGUAACGGCGUAAGCCGUGACCCUAUCAGCGGCACGAUCUCCAGCAGUUACAGUUCUUCGGCGGGCCCAAACGACGUCAUCGAGGCUAGCGAUGUUGCCUUCAGCUCGUGCGUUGCGUCGGCGUCCUCCGCCUCAAAUGACUCCUCAGGCUACAAUGCCGGUGGCACCUCUUCUUGA
Messenger RNA from Leishmania mexicana MHOM/GT/2001/U1103, 1386 nucleotides. RefSeq names its product surface antigen-like protein. The transcript has a single exon. The coding region runs from base 1 to 1386 and encodes 461 amino acids. The record is from RefSeq and is a predicted model, not a curated record. Lineage: Eukaryota; Euglenozoa; Kinetoplastea; Trypanosomatida; Trypanosomatidae. Gene Ontology annotation, molecular function: protein binding.